Calypte anna (Anna's hummingbird) is the source of this 2343-nucleotide messenger RNA. RefSeq names its product torsin family 3 member A (gene TOR3A). Gene Ontology annotation, molecular function: ATP hydrolysis activity; ATP binding. The transcript has 6 exons. The record is from RefSeq and is a predicted model, not a curated record. Bases 343 to 1542 code for a protein of 399 amino acids. NCBI's taxonomy places the organism in Eukaryota, Metazoa, Chordata, Aves, Apodiformes, Trochilidae. Gene Ontology annotation, cellular component: nuclear envelope; endoplasmic reticulum lumen.
AGGACAGCAUCCGCGUUUUGGGUGGAAUAGACCGGGUUUGUGUCAGGUGCCUCCUUUCGGGAACAGGAUCAGCUUUUGCAGCGUGGGGCUGGCCGGAGCCCAGCGCUGGGGCAAUGGGGAGGCCAGGAGGAUAUCCCUGUGGAUUGUCCAAGGGCUAAGCGGGCAGGAAGCCACGGCCAGCGAGGUGGUGACACCACCCCCCAGCUUUCCUCCAGCAACUCCAAUUGCAGACAUCCAGGAAGUGAGAUCACAGCUCCAAUGGCUUAAGGGAGACCGGGAACCAGGCAGCAGAGCUGGGGAAGGGUCUGCUCCCACCCUGCCGGGAUUCCCCCCCUCACUGCCAUGAGGCUGGGGCUUUCCUCCUGCCUCCUUCUCCUGCUGCUGCUGGGAGUUUCGGGGGAUCUCGGCAACCGAAGGACACUGCCGGAGGGGACCUGGGAAGAGGAAGGGGAAUUGUGGAGCAGGGCGAGGUUCGAAGCCGUGAAGAAGCACUUGGGAGCAGUGGGUGCUCUCUCCAAGCGGUAUUGGCAGUACCUGGCAUGCAAAGUGUGGCAGGAGGGCUGCGAGGAGGAGGAGAACAAGGAGGAGGAAGAGUCCCAUCUCAGGUCAGGCUGGAGCUUGCCUCUGGUGGGCCAGGAUUACCUGGAGCUCUUCUCUGCCUGGUACUGCAGCUUUGGCAAGUGCUGCAAGACAGGAGACUGCCAGAUAGUCAACAAUAUCACAGGGCUAGAAGCUGACCUCAACAGGCAGCUCCACGGGCAGCACUUGGCCAAAGAAGUCAUUGUCCAUGCAGUGCAGGAGUUUCUGCAGAACCCACGGCCAGACAAGGCCUUGGUCCUCUCCUUCCAUGGCUGGUCUGGCACUGGCAAGAACUUUGUGGCCCGAAUGCUGGCAAGUCACCUGUACCAGGAUGGGCUGAAGAGCAAGUGUGUCAGGCUGUUCAUAUCACUCUUCCACUUUCCCCAUCACAAGUACAUGGACUCAUACAAGGCUCAGCUGAAGAAGCAGAUAAGUGAGACUGUGCAGCUCUGCAAGCAGUCCCUGUUCAUCUUUGAUGAGGCAGAGAAACUCCAUUUCAGCCUCCUGGAUGCCAUCAAGCCUUUCAUGGCUCGCUAUGACAAGAAGGAUCAAACAGAUUACCAGAGAUCCAUCUUCCUCUUCCUCAGCAAUCUUGGUGGCAACAUCAUCAAUGAGGUAGUCCUGGAUUUCUGGCGAGCUGGCCGGGUGCGGGAGGAGAUCUCCAUGGAAUUCCUGGAGCAGCAGCUGCGGGCAGAGCUGCAGGAGCCUGCAGAGAACAGUUACGCCCGCAGCCACCUCCUUGAAGAGAAUCUGAUUGAUGUCUUUGUCCCAUUCCUGCCUCUGGAAUACCACCAUGUGAAGCUCUGUGCACGGGAUGCUUUCCUGGCCCGUGGACUUGCAUACACUGAGGAGGCCCUUCAUGAAGUAGCCAGGAUGAUGGUCUUUGUCCCCAAAGAGGAGAAGCUUUUCUCUGCACAGGGCUGCAAAUCUGUAUCUCAGCGCAUCAAUUACUUCCUUCCUUGAGCACCAGGUGGAACUACACCAGUGGUGAAGGUGGUUCUGCACACUGGGAGCUGCUCUCCUUGCACAAAGUCAGGCAGGUAGAUGACACAGGUUUAACCCCUGGUUACUCUGAGGGGUUUUUGCAGGAAGGAUGUGCAACCUGCCCAGCCUUACUCCCGAGACAUGGGGACAGCCUACACGUAGUUGCCUUUCAAGUCUGUUUGGUGUUCUAAAGUCCCUUCUCUUAGCAGGUAGCAACCUGAAAUAGUGAUUUGCUUGUGCUGACAAUCACAGGGGAUGUCCCAAGUCCUUGGUUUGUUUCCAUGUAAUGAAGGCCUUGGACAGACUGGUCCUGUUGAGAAAGCCCAGCAAAAGCCAUGGUCUCACCCCUGGUCCCACUUGUCUUGGUCACUUUACAAGCUCAGGUUUAGCUGUAGUUCAGGUUUUUUCUCUCCUGUUCAGGCGGAUGUGUACCAGGAUCAUUGUUUGGUUUGUGCAGGAGGCCCCCAUGUUGGGAAAACAACUGAGUAUCUCCUCUCAAAUCCUCUUCCUCUGGAGUGUCCCUCUCUCAGUGGAGUCUUUUGUUGUAUGGAAGCAGCUGCAGGCAUGAGCUGAACGUCUGCUGAAAUAAUUUUCUCAAAGCCUGUUUGCUUCACUGCAAAAUGAGAAAGGGGAAACUAAUUUCCCUUCCAAGGGUGAGGAAGGGCAGUUGAGGAGGAUGGUGGCUGAAGGAAUAAGCUGCAAUUUUGCUUUUCAGGGUUGCAGUAAGCUUGGUUUUUGUUUAUUUUGGGGGUUUUUGUUUGGGGGGGGGUUUUCUCUUUU